This is a messenger RNA of Prorocentrum cordatum, 273 nucleotides long. The record is from the annotation of a GenBank genome assembly. Lineage: Eukaryota; Dinophyceae; Prorocentrales; Prorocentraceae.
GAAAUGAUCUCGGAGAAGAAGGAUGAGCACCGUCGCAUGGACCACCCCCUCAUGGGCACGCUGUACGCUACCUUCGGCACGAAGGCGACCUACUACCAGUUCCAGAACGAGAUCACUGGCAAGAGGCAGCUGUUCGUGAACAUUUCGGACACCCAGUCGGCCGACCACGCGACGAUGUGCAUCAACCUGGUUCAGCAGAGCUGCAGGCUUUCACUCGACAAGGCUGCAACCUUGCAGCUGCGCGCCAAGCUGUUGGAGGAAUCGACCGAGUGA